Molecule: messenger RNA, 2883 nt
Organism: Triticum dicoccoides
Lineage: Eukaryota; Viridiplantae; Streptophyta; Magnoliopsida; Poales; Poaceae
Product: protein ROOT HAIR DEFECTIVE 3 homolog 2-like
Exons: 22
Coding region: 109-2556 (815 amino acids)
Biological process (GO): endoplasmic reticulum membrane fusion
Cellular component (GO): endoplasmic reticulum
Molecular function (GO): GTP binding; GTPase activity
Source: RefSeq, a predicted model, not a curated record
CUAGCGCACCUGUCCUCCCUCUCCUCUUUCCCCUCUUCUCCCCUCUGCCGCGCCUGCGCGCGAAGCGAAGCUCUCGCUUCGACCCUUUGCUUCCCCGGGACUCUUGCCAUGGCGGCCGAUGGCUCCGAGCGCCACACGGCGCAGGUGGUGGGCGCUGACGGAGAGAUGGACGGCUCCGCGCUGGAGCGGUUCGCGGCGGCGGCGGGGCUCGUGCAGCGCGGCCUCUCCUACGCCGUCGUCUCCAUCUUUGGGCCCCAGGGCAGCGGGAAAAGCACCUUGCUCAACCAUCUCUUCGGGACAAGCUUCACCGAGAUGGAUGCCUUGAAAGGAAGGAAUCAGACCACCAAGGGAAUUUGGGUUGCCGAAGCUGUUGGCAUCGAGCCGUUCACUCUUGUGAUGGAUUUGGAGGGGACGGAUGGGAGGGAAAGAGGGGAGGAUGAUACAGCCUUUGAGAAGCAGAGUGCCCUUUUCGCUCUUGCAGUUUCUGAUAUUGUAAUGAUAAAUUUGUGGUGUCAUGACAUAGGCCGAGAACAGGCGGCUAACAGGCCUCUUUUGAAAACUAUAUUUGAGGUUUUGAUGCGUUUAUUCAGCCCUCGCAAAACGACACUACUGGUUGUGAUCCGCGAUAAAACAAAGACCCCCGUAGAGUAUCUUGCCCAGGCUCUAAAGGAGGAUAUCCACGAGAUUUGGGAUUCUGUUCCCAAACCAGAAGUCUUCAAGAAAGCUGCGCUAAGCGAAUUCUUCAAUGUGGAGGUCACCGCUUUGUCAAGUUAUGAAGAGAACGAAGAACUAUUUAAGGAGCAGGUUGGGAAGCUCAGGCACAAGUUUAUUCAUUCAAUCGAUCCCGGUGGUUUAGCAGCUGAUAGAAGAGGUGUCAUACCUGCUUCAGGUUUCUGUAUUAGCGCAAUGCAUAUCUGGAAAGUAAUACGAGAAAAUAAGGACCUUAACCUUCCCGCUCACAAGAUCAUGGUUGCCACUGUUCGUUGUGAAGAGAUUGCGGAUGAAAAGCUUAGAUGUUUUAUGUCGGAUGAGGGUUGGUUGGAGUCGGAGGCAGCUGUAACAUCCGGUCCAGUACGAAGCUUUGGCAUGAAGCUUAGCGACAUUAUUGAUUUUUAUCUAUUAGAAUAUGACAUGGAAACCAUGUACUUCGACGAAGGUGUGAGAACUGUCAAACGUCAACAGUUACAAUCUGAAAUUGUAAAUCACACGCACCCUGCUUUCGAGACAAUGAUAGAACACCUGCAUUGCAUGGUCCUCAGUAAAUUCAAAAACGAUCUAGAACAAUUAUUGAGGAGUGGUGAGAGAUUUGCAGCAUCAGCUCGUCAUUGUGCCCAGUCUUCAUCAGUAGAGUUUGAGGCGGGAUGGAGAGAUGCAGUAGUUAAACAUGCAGACUGGGAUGCUACAAAUAGCAGGAACAAACUGCAGCAGAGUGUAGAAGUUCAUACAGCAUGUUUGAGGAUUGCAAAAUUGGAUGAACUAAAAGCUACUUAUGAGAAGAAGCUCUUGGAUGCACUUUCUGGACCUGCACAAUCAAUCCUGGAAACUGGCGAGCGAGACUCUUGGGCAUCUAUUAGGAGAUUAUAUAGGCGUGAGACUGAACAUGCUAUAUUGACAUUUUCAGAUUCCCUUUCUGAGUAUGAACUAGAUCAGACAACUUCUGUUGAAAUGGUCUUAGAAUUAAGGGAACAUGCAAGAUGUACAGUAGUGAAGAAAGCUCGAGAAGAAGCUGGAAACAUCCUUAUCCGUAUGAAAGGAAGGUUUUCAACUGUGUUUAGCCAUGAUAAAGAUUUGAUGCCAAGGACAUGGACAGCAAAUGAAGAUAUACAUGCAAUCACCCGAGAAGCACGCUUAGCGGCGUUAAGGCUUAUGUCGGUAAUGGCAGCUGUACGGUUGGAUGAUAAACCAGAUAAAAUAGACCGGGCUCUGAUGGUUUCUCUUCUAGAUGGAGGACCACUUUGCUGGAAGAGGAGCAUCGAGUUCACCUCCGAUCCACUUGCUUCAACCACGUGGCAAGAGGUGUCACCAAAGGAUACACUAAUCACACCAGUGCAGUGUAAAUCCAUCUGGAGGCAAUUCAAAGCUGAGACAGAGUAUCCUGUUGCACAAGCAAUUUUGAUGCAGGAAGCACACAGACGUAGUAAUAAUUCGUUACCACCUGCAUGGACCAUUCUUGUUCUUGCAAUACUUGGAUUCAACGAAUUUAUGUUUCUUCUUAGUGUCAGGGUUGUAACAGGGCCAUUUUCUCAUGUUGGUGGGCUGAAUAACCAGGGCUGUUCUUUUGUUCAUGAGCAGGAACCCUGUAUAUAUUCUGGGGCUCUUUCUCGCUUUUGUUCUAUCCUAUGCUGUAUGGUUGCAAUACGACAUUUGGGCUUAUUUCCGUCACGGCGCUGUGUCUGGACUUAUCACUAUUUCGUCAAGUCUCCUCCCCACUAUCAUGGACAUCGUAGUGGCGAUCGUCAACAUGAGCCACAGGAAGAAGCAUUCCUUGCACCGGUCUCGCCGAGCCCCGCCAUACCAUGCUCAAAGCUUGAGCAACCAGUCGCAGCAACACGCUGAAGUGCACUAUCAUGCUUCUCCAGACUCGCCGUCCUCAGUGGACUCGAGCAGUGGCAGUGACUCUUGAAACCGUCAGCACAAACGUCUCAUGGAAGGAGCACUUAAAUCUCGACGUGAUGUGCAAAUGAGUUGUAUAUAUGGUAAGAUGCGGCGAGCACAAACAUCUCAUGGAAGGAGCACUUCAAUCUGGAUAUGAUGUGCAAAUGGAGUAGUACAUAUGGUAGUAGUAUAUUAGAUCCAUGGAUUCUUGUUAAUUGCCACAAUGGAAGUUGCUUAUAUAUAUACCCAAAUAUGUGAAUAAGGGGAAAGAUCUAUUACCUUUGUGCA